Musca domestica (house fly) is the source of this 1250-nucleotide messenger RNA. RefSeq names its product PIH1 domain-containing protein 1 (gene Pih1D1). The coding region runs from base 111 to 1169 and encodes 352 amino acids. Gene Ontology annotation, biological process: box C/D snoRNP assembly; rRNA processing. Lineage: Eukaryota; Metazoa; Arthropoda; Insecta; Diptera; Muscidae. The record is from RefSeq and is a predicted model, not a curated record. Gene Ontology annotation, cellular component: R2TP complex; ribonucleoprotein complex; cytoplasm. The transcript is spliced from 5 exons.
AUAGUUUGACAGCUCUACGUUUGGACCGCUUUUCUGUUGAAUUACGUUUUGGAACAAUAAGUGAAGACUUCAACUCCGUUGUCCCUCAUUGUCCACAUAUUUUCUUGAAAAUGGAACAGCGACGCAAUUUUCUGGAUGCUGAUAAUAGCAUUUUGGAAAAUAAUUUACGAUUUGUAAAGAGCGACUUGGAAGAAAAUUUGAAUCAGUUUUUUGGUGCCAGCGGAGGCACUAAAAGUUCUCCUGGAUCUGGAAAAUCGAAAUCGGUUGCCCCACCACGUGAAUAUAAAGUUGUACAACCAACACCCGGAUUCUGUAUUAAAACCUUCAAAGUCAACACCAAUGAGAAAUAUUUCAUCAAUGUCUGCCAGGCUGAGGAGAUACCACCGCCAGAAGAUAUUUCCGAAGCCCAGCUAACAGAAAUCCUAAAUUCCGAUGAACCCAGUUCUUAUCGUAUACCCAUGAGCAUUUCCGAACCCAGGGUCACCAAAGACAAAUCCGAUAAUCCAGUUGAUGCCGUCGAUUUCGCCAUCAAUCCGAAAUUUUUUGCCAAAAUUGAAAAGUCGGCGCUGUUCAGAGAUUUCUUUUUGGUUUUGAUUGCCGAGGCCCUAAGCGACAAAUAUAAUGUACAAAUCAAAGUCGAUAAAGCCAUAAUAUUAACUAAGCGUAAAUUUAUUGGUACACUGUUGUCACAUCGGGUACGUAAUACGGAUGUUAAAACGGUUUUGAGUUCAUACAAAAAUCCAACAAACGAAGAUUUAAAUAAGCUAAAAUCUUUGGAAAACUCCAAAACAUUGGUACAAGAAAUCGAUGCCAAAGAAUUGCAAAAUUUGAAAAAGAAAUCCGAAGAACUGAAGCAGCAACAGUCGAAUCGCAUUAAACAGGAAAUUGCCCAGGCGGCAUCUACCGUACCGGAUUAUAAGCUGAGGGCACGCAUCAAAAACGAAGAGGUGGAAGAGGUGCAAGCUGAAUUUUAUCUACCCAAAUGUAUCUCCUCCCAAGAAUUGACAUUGGACAUUGGAGAAGAUCGUAUCUUGCUGGAAUCCAUGAAACAUGGCUAUCUCUUUGAUAAAUUUGUAAACUAUCGCUUGAACCAAGACAGGGCAAGGGCAAUAUUUGAUAAAACGAAUAAGAUGCUGCAAAUUCGUAUUCCAGUCAUACCAGCUCAGUAGUAUAUUUAAAAAAAUUAAAAAAUUAAAUUAUUAUAUUGUUAAUUCCAAUUAAUUAUAAUAAAUAUCUCUUGAGGAUCAUUA